Dichomitus squalens LYAD-421 SS1 is the source of this 3837-nucleotide messenger RNA. Its product is annotated as P-loop containing nucleoside triphosphate hydrolase protein. Lineage: Eukaryota; Fungi; Basidiomycota; Agaricomycetes; Polyporales; Polyporaceae. The coding region runs from base 1 to 3837 and encodes 1278 amino acids. The record is from RefSeq and is a predicted model, not a curated record. The transcript is spliced from 4 exons. Gene Ontology annotation, cellular component: intracellular anatomical structure. Gene Ontology annotation, molecular function: ATP binding; RNA binding.
AUGUCUCACCCGGAGCGCACGCAUCCCCGCUCCGCUCGAGGCGCAUCAUCCUCCCUGCUCGCCAGAGCACACAAGAACAAUGCUUCUGGUGGCGGAAGAGGUGGUGGUGGGAAGAAGAGGAAGGAGAACCGAGCGCCUCCCCUUCCCGGACCUCUACACGAUGAGCAGUACAUUACCAGUACCUACAAGGUGAAGCCUCUCAAGCAGAUCCACGAAACCAAUCCGAAAUCCCCCUUGAGCAACUACAUCAUAAUGACGAGCGGUGAAAAAAUGGAGUUCACGGCUCUCCAUGGUGUAGUUGAGGGUAGCGACCAAGUCGUAUGGAGGUGCUCCAUAGCCGUCAAACACGACCGUGGUGAAGUCGUCGGUACCGGGGACCAUCCUAAUCGUAAAAACGCAGAGACCUUGGCCGCUCUCUCCGCGUUGUAUCAGCUGGAUGCGGUCGGCGGGUUUGAUAAACGCAAAGAAAAGGCGAAGGAAGAAGCGACUCCUGUCGAAACCACCUUGUCCGAUGGCUCUGUGGUCGACUACGAGCGUGCUCGUCACUUCAUGGACUACUACUGCCGCCGAUUCCGUUUCACGAAGCCAGACAUUGUCUACUCUCAGCCUCCCCGAGGCCAAUGGCAGGCUGAUAUGAUCGUAGGCGACCGUCGCAUCGGAUUCGGCAAGGGCCCGAAUAAGAAGGAAGCCAUGACCAGAUGUUACACCGAUGUCGUGCAGUACUUGGAGAAGUGCGACCCCAGCAUUUGGCAGGACUUCUUGAGGGAUGUCAAGUUGGGCAAGGACCUCGGAAUGGCGCCUCCGGUGCUCUUCCAAGCCGACGACAUCCUAGAGGACCAGAUCCAGAACCUCAAGGAAGACAUCAAGAGGAGUACCCUCUACCGCAAUAGGCCAACCAUCCGGUCUGCCGCUGAUGGUCAAGGUCUUCCGCUACAAGGUAGCUCCAGCUACCGCCGACCCCCUGCAUCUGCGGCCUACCUCGCUGAGAAGUCCGCUCGACUUCGUAGCCGCCGCGAGGCAUACUUGACGAACCCCGCUUUGGAAUCCAUUCGUAACACGCGUGCGACCCUUCCCGUGUUCACGAAGUCGGAGGAGCUCCUCAAGCACGUGAACGAGCACGAUGUCACUAUCUGCAUGGCGGCGACUGGUUCCGGCAAAACGACGCAGAUCCCGCAGCUGAUCCUAGACGAGUGGAUCGAGCGAGGGGAAGGCGCGAAAUGCAACAUCAUCUGUACCCAACCUCGCCGUAUCGCCGCUAUCAGUGUUGCGGAACGUGUCGCAAAGGAGCGAGGCGAGACGUGCGGUAGGGAUGGUACGGUCGGGUACCAAGUCCGCUUCGAGUCAAAGCUCCCUGAGGACCAUGGCUCCAUCACCUACUGUACCACUGGUGUCUUCUUACGCAAGAUGCAGACGGCGCUGAUGGAGACGUCUUCGCGGAGGAGCAUGGACGAUGUUACUCACAUCAUUGUCGACGAAGUCCACGAACGUGACGUCGACAUCGACCUGAUGCUCGUCGUUUUGAAACGGUUGUUGGCGGAACGUCGUGCGCAAAAGAAGCCGGUCAAGAUUGUGCUCAUGAGCGCCACUAUCGACGCAACGCUCUUCAGGAAGUACUUCCCUGAUGAGCAAGGUCAGCCCGCGGGUGUCGUCGAAAUCCCUGGCCGCGCUCAUCCUGUGCAGAAGCACUUCCUCGAUGACUUUGUUCCCGAGUUGGCCUCGGACCCGAAGACAUCCUGGGUCUUCCGAGAGGAGUCGGUGAGGAAGUACCUGACUCAAGAACUGGGUCCUGAUGGACCAGGCGUCGCCCCAUCAUUGCAUUCCUCUCGCGCGCCUACCCCUAUCUUGAAGGAACACUCUCGCGACACGGAUGACCUCGAACUCCCCACUCCUCUCAUCGCCUUGACUAUCGCGCACGUCCUCAAAAAGUCGCAGGACGGUCACGUACUCGUUUUCCUGCCUGGCUGGGACGACAUCAGUGCUGUCCGGAGAUUCCUACUCGAGGGAGACAGGUCAAAACCUUUAGGGUUUAACUUCGGUGACACAAGCAAAUUCAGCAUACACCUACUCCAUUCCACCAUCCCCGUCGCUGAGCAACAAGCUAUCUUCGAUCCUCCUCCUCCCGGUGUCCGUCGCAUCAUCCUCUCUACCAACAUCGCCGAAACCUCUGUCACUAUCCCUGACGUCGUCUACGUCGUCGACACAGCGCGCAUCAAGGAGCAGCGCUAUGACCCGGCCCGCCACAUUUCGAAUCUCGUCUCUGCCUGGGUCGGCACGUCGAACCUCAAUCAGCGUGCAGGUCGUGCAGGUCGUCACCGUCCCGGGGAGUACUUCGGCAUUCUGAGUCGCAGACACGCCGAGGAGCUGCACCCGCAUCAAACAGUUGAGAUGAAGCGUGUCGACCUCGAGAACGUCGUCAUGCACGUCAAGGCGCUCAACUUCCCUGGCAUGACUAUCGAAGAGGUUCUCGCCGCGACCAUCGAACCCCCUGCUCCCGAGCGUAUCGAGGCCGCUAUCAAGUCCUUACACAUGGUCGGCGCGCUUGACGCGGAUAACAAUCUCACGUCGCUCGGAAGUGUCCUUCUGCAGCUCCCUGUGGAUCCACGUCUCGGUCGCCUCGUGCUAUUCGGCUCCUUCUUCCGCUGCCUCGACUCCGCGCUCACAAUCGCGGCUCUCAUGGGAUCCCGUGAACCCUUCGUGGCGCCCAUCCAUAUCAAGCAGGAGGCGCAGGCGAAGAAGAAUUCGUGGACGCCCGACGAGUUCCGCUCAGACAUCCUCGCGGCGCUCCGGGCGUAUAAUGAAUGGUGGGCGCUGCAAAGCCAGAACCUGUACGUAUCCGCGAACCGGUUCUGCUCAGACAACUUCCUGUCAAAACCUACUCUCCUCAAUGUUGCAAAGGUAAAGGAUCACCUGCUGAAGGCAUUGUACGAUGUUGGUGUGGUCGACGUAUCUGGAGGAGGACGGCUGCCGUAUGUCCCACCCGGAGCGCGGUCGCGAGACGUCCCUCCGGUGCCGAGCCAACUCAAUGAGAACGGCGACUCCUUACCUCUCCUAGCCGCCCUCAUCGCGAUCGCUUGCCAGCCGAAGUUCGCAAUCCGGACAGGUGAGAGGAUAUACCGCACUGCAGUGGACAAGGCGGUUAUCAUUCACCCGUCGAGCGUCAAUCACCGCAGGCGAGAGAUGCCCAAGGACGGUACCCCUCAUGUCGAGAAGCAAAUCAUCGCGUACGCUGAGAAGAGGCAAAACAUUUCCACGGGGCCUCACGCCGAGAAAUACCUGGUCGCGACGACUCGCUUGGAUCCCCUGACCUACGUACUGUUCGGCGCGUACCGUAUCACCGUCACGUCGCGCGGGCUGGAGUGUGAUGACUGGCUCCCUGUCAUUGGCAGCAUGGAUGUCUUGGACGACCUCGAGCGACUCAAAGUAAUGAUGGAGGACUGCCUGCUUCGCGUCUUCCAGGGCAUCAUCGCCAGCCGACAGCGCAAGGCGCACCAAUUUAAGAAGCCUCUGACGUAUGCCGAAGGUCGUGAAGACGAGUCUGGCGACGAGGAGGAAGACGACCUGACGAAUGUUCCAUUGACCGACACGGAGAUCAAAGAACUCGACCUGAUGACGAGGGACGCAGUCCGGAUCCUCAACCGCUACAGCACCUAUCGCGCCGCGAUGCAAUCUCAGUCCAAUUCCCGUCCUGGCACGCCCAUGGACUCACCCUCGCUGGCGUCAGUGCGCCUUCCAUAUUCACCACAUAGCGGAGCGCGGUCAGGAUACUCGACGCCAUACAACAUUGCGUCGGCAUACUCGUCGAGACCCAGCACGCCGAGCCGACUAUCGAGGCAGUAG